Molecule: messenger RNA, 4503 nt
Organism: Penicillium canescens
Lineage: Eukaryota; Fungi; Ascomycota; Eurotiomycetes; Eurotiales; Aspergillaceae
Product: CCR4-NOT core ubiquitin-protein ligase subunit MOT2
Exons: 6
Coding region: 1-4503 (1500 amino acids)
Biological process (GO): protein ubiquitination
Cellular component (GO): CCR4-NOT complex
Molecular function (GO): RNA binding; ubiquitin-protein transferase activity
Source: RefSeq, a predicted model, not a curated record
AUGUCGAGCCAUUCAUUGAUCGACUCCGUCAUCGACGAUGACGAUGAGUUCUGCCCCCUUUGCAUUGAAGAGUUCGAUCUUUCCGAUAAGAACUUUAAGCCAUGCCCUUGUGGGUACCAGAUUUGCCAAUUCUGCUACAACAACAUCAAAACCCACAGCGAAGAGGGUCGAUGCCCCAACUGUCGACGCGGAUAUGACGAAAGUACUAUCCAGUACAAGAUUCCCGACGCCGAGGAGUUCAAGGCAGAUUUGGCGCUAAAGCAUCGCAAGGCAGCUGCAGCAAAGAAGAAAGAAGCCGAAAAACGCGAAAUCGAAGCUUCCAGUCGCAAGAAUUUAGCCGGUGUCCGUGUUGUCCAAAAGAACUUGGUCUACGUUAUCGGUCUCAAUCCUACGAUCCGAGACGAGAAUCAGCUUCUCCAAACGCUUCGUGGGCGCGAAUACUUUGGUCAAUAUGGCGAAAUCGAAAAGAUUGUGGUCAGCAAGGCGAAGCCCGGCGGCAACCCGAACCAGGGCAUUGGUGUCUAUGUGACUUUCUCUCGCAAAACCGAUGCUGCGACAUGCAUUAAUGCCGUGGAUGGAUCCGGAAAUGGCGAUCGAGUGCUCAGAGCGCAAUACGGCACGACCAAAUACUGUUCGUCUUUCCUUCGAAACGAACAGUGCAACAACCGGAACUGCACUUUCUUGCACGAGACCGGCGAGGACAGUGACAGCUACAGUCGCCAGGAUCUUUCCUCUAUGAACACCAUCUCUACUCAACGCCAAAACCUUCCUCCUACCCCCUCGAGCGUUCCUGCACAUGUGAGAUCCGCUCAACCUAUCUCUCAUCCGAUGCGCAGACAACCAAGCAAGGAUGACUCAGUCAGUGGUCGCUCGGGCGUCCCAGAUGGCCCGGCUCUACCAUCAUCUGCUAGUUGGGCCAAUAAGGAUGUUGCAAUUCACCGGACCAGGAGGACUAGUCUCACGGGCAGUCAAGCAUCUAACAGCCCGCGGCCUUCAAACGUUAAUAUUGCAACCCCAAUCGAAGAGACAAAGCGAUCCGAGAAGCCAUCUCCAAUUUCUCAGGAACCUCAGCAACCAACUUUACCAACCGAUCCCCAAUCCCCUGCCGCGGAGCCACGUCCACGUGGAACCAACAAGCCUCCAAAGCAACCAACACCAUUUGAUAAUUUGUUGAAGGAUAUUACAUCCCCGCACUUCAGAUUCUCAUUCUCUACAGCCGAAAUGUCCGAAGAAGAGGUCAAGAUGAUCGAGAACUAUCCGUCUUUUAUCGAUCCGUACGGUGGCGUCAAGCGCAGAGCUAUGCGUGAGAAGGUCGAACAGGAGCGUCUUAACCGGGAGCAAGAGCUGCUCCAAUCUGUUGCGGCUGAGGAGGACAGUCGUGAAGCUGGCAGCCUUCAGCUUGGCGGUGAACCGGAGGAUGCCAACCCCCCGCGUGGCCGCCAGACCCGAGAGUCACAUGGUGCUAUUCAACCACCUUCGCAACAGGGCACCGCAGACAACUCGACCGUCGGAUCUCCUGUAUCUGCGUCCAGCCACCAAUUCCAAGGCCUGAACCUUGCUGGGCGAAGCCUAACACCCCUCCAGCAACAGCAAUUGAUGUUACUUAAAUCCGCUGGCAACCAACAAGCCGGUUUGGCCGACCCUUUGAGCUCCGCUGCUCUGGAUCAAGCUGCUCAAGUCCGCCAGGGACUUCUGCAGAACCAGAUGGCCCAAUUCAAUGCGCUGCAGGCAGCACAGAACCGACAGUCUUCCCGAUUCUCCUUCAAUGAAGCCGGCUCGAAGAACAUUCCCAAUGCACGCAUGUUGAGCCAGAUGCAGUCCGCAAGCCCCAACCCGCUGUCGGCCCCGAGCCCUCAACACAGCCUAGCGAGCGGUUUCUAUGCGAGUGGUGUCCAGGGUCCUCCUCCCGGGUUGAAGACGGCCGGUACCCCUCCCAUCAGCGGCGGUGGAAUGUUUGCCCAAGGUCACGGUUUCACCUCAGGGCUUGGGUCCAAUGUCGGCAAGCAAGAUGCAACUCCGGAGUUGAUGCGCGAGUUACUGCGCGGACGAACUGGUACAAAUGUCGGUGGUUUACAGGGCCAGGAGGCAGCUAAGCGUGAGUUCAUGAUUCCUUUCCUUCAACAGCACAAUACCCCACCUCCCAUGACUCCCACCAAUGGCCUUCUCGGCUCGUUCUAUGGGUCCCAGCCAGGCAUGCCUGAAUCUGGUAACCCACAGAAGCAGAAGAAAAAGGGAAAGAAGCACAGACACGCUAACACUUCCUCCGGUGGAGGUGGUGUAGUAGAUCUUGCGGACCCGAGCAUUUUGCAAGCGAGAAUGCAUCAGGUCGGUGCGAAUGCUACAGCCGGGCAAGCGUUAUACGGGAGUCAAGGUCAAGUCAAUGAGGAUUUUCCCCCACUCGGCGAACAAUCCAAAGAUCGUCGACCCGUUGACAGUUUUGGCUUUCUGAAAUCUCAGUUGCCCAACGAGUCUACCGCUAGAGCUGGAACCCCGACUCUACCCCCAGGCUUGCCGUUGCCCCACGCUCACCCCUCGACUUCUGCUUUUCAGGAACAGCUUAGUUCCUCAAAGCCGUCCUCACCUGCUCCAAUACUGCCGCCUGGCCUAGGUGCUAGCAUCUCACGACUCGGUACACCGAAUCAAGACCGCGAUGAAAACCGUUCCCAGCGGUUGAGUCCAGAACUCACUGUGGGAGGCCCGUUGACAUCUAGCCGUGUGAAGGAUGCGUCCCAGAUUUCCUUUGGGUCGCCAGUACAGAAGCCCGCAAGCAAGGCUCGUGCCCAGCGCAAGAUUGAUUUGGCUGCUGCUGCUGCUGAUGCCAAAGAUUCGGCUAUCAAAGCCCCAAACGAGUCGGAGCCAAGUUCUGCAGCCACGAAAGGCAGCCCCCUUGGUUUCAGCACACCAUUAUCCGCCACUACCAAGUAUGAACAAGUUCCUGCUCCUGGUUCUGUUUCUGCAAUCGGGUCGCGGCCUCACACACCUCAGACGAUCGCAUCUCGGAUGUCUGAUUCUCCUGCCCCCCGCCAGCCCCGUAUUCUGCGUGUGGUGGAAUCAACAAAAACCGAAGCACCCCCUCCGGUUCUCGAUUCUCCCUCCGUGACUACUUCUGUCAUCGGGGGAAGCAAGUCACGCUCUCGGCGCCAGAGCCUUUCAUCUAACAGCCGACCUGACACUCCUGCUGAUCACAGUUGGGAAGUCGAUUACUAUCCCUCCACCUCUGCUUCCCGCGCGAAUUCUCCUCCUGCGUCCUCCCGCAUCGGCUCUGCCCCAGUUGAAGCCGCACCUGCACCCGAAGAACCUGUCCAAGCUCCUAUUAUGGGGCGAAAGCGCAAGACCAAGAAGGAACCGAAAACUACUGUGGACACAACUGAUAGUACUGCUGCCAGUGGCACCGAGACUAUGAGUCCUGCCAAAGCAGCAAUCAGCUCGCCGGUCAAGCUGGAGCCCAUGGUAGAGAUUCCAAAGAAAGUGAAAGCCAAGGAGAAGCCUAUCAAGGAACCAACUCCUCCCCCUCCUCCGUCCCCUCCUCCACCUCCUGUUGAAGAGCCACCUCGUCAGAAGGAAGCCCCCGUGGAGCCCUGGCGUACCCACAAUACAGUCGAGCAGUUGGUCAAGGAUUCUGAGGCUAGUGGAAGGUCCAUAAAGGACUUGUUUGUGGAACGGACUAAGCCUCUCCACGAGUUACUUGCUGAGAUGCACAAAUCCGGUGAGCUGGACCUCUACAAGAGUUCCCUUUUCAACCCUACCAAUCUCAGCCAGCGCACCGACAUGAAGUGUGUCGCAGACGACUAUGAUGUUCUCCAGUGUCCCACUGAAUUGAACGAGGAACACCGCAAAGCCCUGCUUCGUGGAGAACCAGUUCGACUUGGUGACGAGCGCCUGAAGAGCCGAUGCCUCAUCACACCUCGCGGCUGUGUGCUUCGCCACCUUGAGCCAGAGGAAGAGGAGCGGUACCUUGAGCUAGAGAAGAAUAUGGCUAUCACCUCUGAUCCCUUCAUUAUUGGAGAUGAUUCCAGCAACCCCAGUGGCGGUCUGGAAGCACUCUUCGCCAACCCAGAGAAGUUUAACAUCUGCUGGGUUGAAGACAUGCCCACCCGUCUCGGCGCGACAUCCCCGGCAUCUUCUCUCGGCGUGCCUGACUCUGUGAUUCCACCCAACGUGCUCUCUGCCAUGGAGGCUGACAGCACCCGCAACCACGACUGGGCCGUCGCCAACUCGGCAGAACUCCUCAAUACUACUCCCGCAGCGGUGCGCUCCUUCGCGGCGAUCACUGCUCAGCACAUGCUCAACAACCCAGGCAUGCUCGGUGCCAACCCGACCCUGGAUGAUGUUGCCGGGCUCACCAAUGAAGAGCUGAGGGACCUCUCUGGUCGUUCCCAGAAGGACCUGGAGCUGACUCGGAAGGAAUUGGACUCGCUGGACAAGAAGUUCGCAGCUCUGCUUCGACGUAACCGGAAGCUCCAGCUGCAGGCAUUGACAUUCGCUGCUGCGUCCGAGUUGUAA